Beta vulgaris subsp. vulgaris (sugar beet) is the source of this 1263-nucleotide messenger RNA. Its product is annotated as exopolygalacturonase clone GBGE184. The transcript has 5 exons. Bases 1 to 1263 code for a protein of 420 amino acids. NCBI's taxonomy places the organism in Eukaryota, Viridiplantae, Streptophyta, Magnoliopsida, Caryophyllales, Amaranthaceae. The record is from RefSeq and is a predicted model, not a curated record. Gene Ontology annotation, molecular function: polygalacturonase activity. Gene Ontology annotation, biological process: carbohydrate metabolic process.
AUGACGAUAGUUGUUCUUCUAUUAUGCCUAAUAACCUUCUCUGUAUACAAAGGAGAAGGAAGACCUAGUGGAAAGGGUGGCCCUACAACAGGCCCGAGUGCGCCAGGAGUUUUUGAUAUUAAUAAAUUUGGUGCUGUGGGUGAUGGCUCCGAUGAUACUUCUGAAGAAGGAGAAUCUACCAAUUCUAUGGCAUUUAUCCAGGCAUGGAGGAAAGCAUGUGAUGCCACCGGGGUAACAAGAGUAGUGAUACCAAACGGGAGGUAUGUGAUAGGGCCAGUGCUAUUUAGUGGUCCAUGCAAAGCACAAGUUACUGUAGAUAUUCAAGGUACUGUGUUAGCCAACACCGAUCUUAGUCUCUAUCCUGAACCAUACUUAAUCAUGUUUGAGAAUGUCAAUGGUGUCAUCUUUACCGGUCCUGGCAUCGUCGACGGCCAAGGUGCAAAAAAUUGGAGGACUAAUGAUUGUUCUAAGAAAUCUGAUUGCGCUCCGCUUCCUACUUCCAUCAAAUUUCACAGGGCGAACAAUAGUGUGGUUGAAGGAGUGAAAUCUGUAAAUCCCAUGUUUUUCCAUAUGUUUGUAAGCAACUGCCACAAUGUGACGAUUCGUGAUGUGAAGAUCACAGCUCCUUUUAACAGCCCUAACACUGACGGCAUUCACAUUGGCAGUUCAGAUCUUGUUACCGUUGCAAACAGCAUUAUUGGCACUGGUGAUGAUUGCAUCUCUGUUGGCCACGGGUCCAAAGAUAUCACUAUCAUUGGUGUCACAUGUGGCCCAGGACAUGGUAUAAGUGUUGGGAGCCUUGGGAAAUACAAGGACGAGCUAGAAGUAGUACGCGUCCUAGUUAAGAACUGUACCCUAAGUGGAACCACAAACGGUGCAAGAAUCAAGUCAUGGCCAGGGAAUAAGCCAAAUAAAGCUUCAGCAAUCAUAUUUGAAGAUUUGGUAAUGGAUCAUGUAAAGAAUCCAAUCAUCAUUGACCAACAAUAUGGCAAGAAAGAAAGUAAAGAGGCAUCUCAUGUGAAGAUUAGUGAUGUGCAUUUCAAGAAUAUAAGGGGAACCUCAGCCACAACUGAGGUGGUUACUUUUGCAUGCAGCCCUGCAUUGCCUUGUGAAGGUAUUGAGGUUGCAGAUAUUAACCUUACCUUUGAUGGAAAAGCAGUCUUGCAUAAAAAGGUUCUUGAUAGUGCCCUUGGUAUGGUAACAAAUUGCCUAAAUGCAAAAGUUGUCUUCACUGGGAAACAUAAUGGUAUUAGCUGCAAAUAA